AUGAUUUGGUUAUUAAUCAUUUUUUAUUGUCUUAAUUAUGAGGAACCAUCAUGGUUAUCAAGAAUCGCAACUCGUGCUCGACGUUUAUCACUGGUGAGCCAAUGUCUUAUUGCGAUUGCAUUGUUUAUUUGUAUUAUAUCGCUGAUUUCAAUCAUGCUUGCAAUCGCUAAGCAGAUCCGCUCACUCAAAUACCAAAAUCUUCAUAAUGUGAGAGCAUUCGUGGCAACAUCGGUUAUGGAACCACCUGUCACAAAAAAAGUUCCGGUUGAUCAUUCAGCUGCAGCGAUCGAUUAUCCAUUAAUUCAUGACACUCCACCACCAGCAUAUGAUCAGCUAUCUAUUCAUAAGGAUAUACCACCGAAAACUGAUGAAUCUGCAUGA
Molecule: messenger RNA, 381 nt
Organism: Dracunculus medinensis (Guinea worm)
Lineage: Eukaryota; Metazoa; Nematoda; Chromadorea; Rhabditida; Dracunculidae
Source: the annotation of a GenBank genome assembly